AUGUUAUCUCACAAGCGCAUUGCAAUGGCUUAUACAUAUUACUCUCCACCUCCACCUACUAUGCCAUCGAAUAAUCCGAAACCUCCACCUCCGGCGGUGGCAGAUCCUAUAACCCCACCUCCAAAUUUAACGCCUCCCGGAGGUGGUAAUAAUAUGUCACCUUCAAAACCACCCACACCACCAACAUUGCCACCACCACUAUUUCCUUCGCCUCCUUCAUCAAGUUCAAAUCCUGGAUCAACCAAUGCUUUUCCUCCUAGUCCUCCACCACCACCACAAACCCCGAGUUCACCACCAAACAAUUCCAAAAGUCCUCUUUCACCACCAAACUCUUCUAAAAGUCCUAUUUCACCUCCACAAAUUCCGAGUUCACCACCAAACUCUUCCAAAAGUCCUCUUUCACCCCCACAAACUCCAAGUUCACCACCAAACUCUUCCAAAAGUCCCAUUUCACCUCCACAAACUCCGAGUUCACCACCAAACAAUUCCAAGAUUCCACCCUCACCAACUUCUUCACCAUCAAAUGACUCGCUACCUCCAACUUCUUCUCCAGGAACACCAUCUUCUAUGCCACCAAAAAACUCACAAUCACCAAGGUUAGCACCUUCACCACUAGAUGGUGGUAAAGUUCCUUCACCCUCUCCAUCAACCCCCUAUUCAAAACUAAGUCCAUCUCCUUCAGCAUUAACACCACUUCCCACACCAACUUUUCCUUCAACUACCUUUCCUCAUCCACCAUCAAGUAAUAGUAUUGAUGUUGCCCCACCUUCAGGGGGAGGCGGAAAACACACUACAAUUAUCGCAGUAGGUGUAUCAAUCGGGGGUUUUUUCUUCAUAGCAUUUGCUAUUGCUCUCUUUUGCUUUUAUAAGAAGAAAAAGAAGCGUGUCAUGGUUCCAGCAGCAGCUUCUUGUUGAUAUAUACAUAUAUCAAUAAU
Messenger RNA from Solanum stenotomum, 935 nucleotides. Its product is annotated as vegetative cell wall protein gp1-like. Gene Ontology annotation, biological process: plant-type secondary cell wall biogenesis. Bases 1 to 915 code for a protein of 304 amino acids. The transcript has a single exon. NCBI's taxonomy places the organism in Eukaryota, Viridiplantae, Streptophyta, Magnoliopsida, Solanales, Solanaceae. The record is from RefSeq and is a predicted model, not a curated record.